AUGAAGCCUGCCUGGGGAGAUCAUGUUGGAUGUGCAAGAACUUUGCUGGAAGCUGGAGCACAUGUGAAUGCUACAACUAUUGAUGGAGUGACUCCUUUAUUUAAUGCAUGUUCAAGAGGCAGUGCAAGUUGUGUGGAGCUGCUAUUGGAAUACGGUGCAAAGGCGCAACUGGAGACAUGUCUUCCUUCAGCUGCUCAUGAGGCAGCAAGUAAAGGUCACAGUGAAUGUCUGGAUGUUUUGAUUUCCUGGGGUAUAGAUGUGGACCAAGAUAUUCCUCACCUAGGCACUCCUCUUUACGUGGCAUGUAAAGGACAACACAUAGCUUGUGUGAGGAAACUCCUAUAUGCAGGUGGUAAUGUGCAGCAGGGAAGACACUUGGAUACACCCCUACAUGCUGCUGCUCAGCAGGCCAGUACAGACAUAGUCAGUCUAUUGCUGGACUUUGGUGCUGACAUUAAUGCCAGAAAUCUAGAUUUCAAAAGGCCAGUUGAUGUUGCUGUUCCAAGAAGCCCAGUGGAAAGACAGUUACUUUUAUAUGAAGCUAACCCGUGUUCGCUGUGCCAGCUGUGCAGACUUAGCAUCCGCAACUGCCUUGGACAAGCUAGAUUACAUCUUAUUCCACACCUACAACUGCCUACUAUGCUAAAAGAUUUCUUGCAGUAUCGUGAAAGUAUAAGGAACUUUUAA
Staurois parvus is the source of this 687-nucleotide messenger RNA. The record is from the annotation of a GenBank genome assembly. Lineage: Eukaryota; Metazoa; Chordata; Amphibia; Anura; Ranidae.